This is a messenger RNA of Mastomys coucha (southern multimammate mouse), 2762 nucleotides long. RefSeq names its product BAALC binder of MAP3K1 and KLF4 (gene Baalc). NCBI's taxonomy places the organism in Eukaryota, Metazoa, Chordata, Mammalia, Rodentia, Muridae. The transcript has 3 exons. Gene Ontology annotation, cellular component: cytoplasm. The record is from RefSeq and is a predicted model, not a curated record. The coding region runs from base 369 to 806 and encodes 145 amino acids.
AUGGAUGGGAGCCCAGGAGGUCGACUGAAGACUGAAGAGGGACCCCUUUCCUUCUUCCCACCACCUGUCUGCUAUUCUGUAGCCCAGCCUCUGCCAGAACACUGAAGGGGGGACUGGCGGCUGGGCGGUGGGAGAGGCGAGGCUGAGGGGAGCUGGGGAAGGAGAGUGGAGAGGAGGAGGGCCUUGGAGGCAGAGAGGAGGGGCGGCGGGCUCCCGGGGAGCCUGGCGCUGGCAGCGGCUCUGGCGGUUAGGGGACCAAUGUCGCUGCCGCCUCCUCCUUCUCGCCGGCCAGAGCUGCGUCGCCCGGGCUGAGCCGCAGCCGCAGCCGCGAGCCUAGCGGCCGCCGGGCGCGCCCGCAACCCGGGAGGAUGGGCUGCGGCGGGAGCCGAGCCGAUGCCAUCGAGCCCCGCUACUACGAGAGCUGGACCCGGGAGACAGAGUCCACCUGGCUCACCUACACGGACUCGGACGCGCUACCCAGCGCCGCAGCCACGGACAGCGGCCCCGAGGCGGGCGGCCUGCACGCGGGUGUGCUGGAAGACGGACCGUCCUCUAAUGGGGUGCUCCGACCUGCAGCCUCAGGUGGAAUAGCCAACCCAGAGAAGAAGAUGAACUGUGGGACCCAAUGUCCCAACUCACAGAGCCUCAGCUCAGGCCCUCUGACCCAGAAACAGAAUGGCCUCUGGGCCACAGAGGCUAAAAGGGAUGCUAAGCGAAUGUCUGCAAGAGAAGUGGCUAUUAAUGUUACAGAGAAUAUCCGGCAGAUGGACAGAAGUAAAAGGGUCACCAAGAACUGCAUCAACUAGCAGUGCCUGGAUGUGGAAGCAGAUGAACUUCUUGGUGGAGUCCAGUCAAAGAAUCCUGAAGAAGUGGGUGUCACUCGCUGAACGUGGAUGCCUCUGAGAGACACACGGCCACCCACGCUGUGAUGACCAUCUUGGCUUUGUGUUUAUCACAUACAGAAAAUACAUCGAAAAGUCCUGAAGUAUGUUCACAGAUUGCCAAAAUGUGGUUUGUUUUUCCCCUCUGCAGCUUCCGUAGUAUGGUCAGCUGUAGCCAUGGUGAAGCCCGUGGGUCUGUGAGUGGCACAGAAAGGCAGGAGUUACGAAAUUCCCCGGUCAUGGAGCUCACAUUAGUGCAGAGCUUUCACAGUGCGUGGUUUCCUCCUUUCUUUUUAAAUAUGGCCAUCACGAAAUUUACUGUUUUCACUUAAGAGCUGGCUCUCAGCCAACUCUAAACCCAGAAAAACAAGAAUCCGAGAAACAGAGACUCAGAAUAAGAUCGAUCAGUCCCAGCUUCAUGUGCUGACUUCCCGGUGCCUACGCGGUGUCUUUGAGAGGUGUCUAUGACACGCACACAUACCUAUUCCUCCUCUACCUGGAGAGGCCUCCCAGGCUGGCACCCAGGGGUUGGCUUCCAAGCCAAAAUGUCACAUGUCUGUGGCCCUUGCACCCAACCUGCAACACUCUUUGGGUCCUAGCUUCGUGUUGCUUUGUUUGCAUAGUUUUCCAGUUCACUAUUGUUCUCAUGGGCUUUGUACCUCCAGUCAGGUCAUUUGCAGCUGGACACCACUCACAGGGGGAAAGUGACCUAGGAACACAUGGCGGCACAUGUGAUGCCCCUUUGGCCUUUCUGUACACAGCCCCAGGGACCAUGUUAGUUUAGUAUCUGCAGAGUAAUUAGUUUGGAAAGCCAGAGCCUGGGUGACGUAGACUCCUGUUGACAUUGUCUGACAAGGCACUGCAUUGGAAAACAGGCAGCCAAUACAGCGAAGUGAUACUUUGAUAGGGAGGGACACGGCAUGAGUCUGAAAGGACUGUUAAACAUGCUUGGGCUUAUUAAGUCCAAGUCGUAUCAAACUGUACCAACACACUCACAUCUAGCAGCAAUAGCAGUCUGGUGACAGUCCAAGAGAAGUCACCCAAGCGGACCAAGUUGCAGAUGCUCACUGCUGUCUCUGACUCAUUUCUCCAAUGCAAAUAGAACUGUGGACUAUCUGUUUAUUAGCAUUAAAUUUCACUGCCAGCCUUGUGCCAGCUACAGUAACAGACGCAGAGGGGUUUGGAGUCUGGCAGUCACGACCGUACUCCUGACUCUGUGGGGAGGCUUGGUACUCAGGAGACUGACAUGGGCCCUGCGGCACAGGGCCAGUUAUUGCAGUGGAAUCUCACAUUUAGGUUAAUGGUAGCUUUCUGUCAAUCAAAGAUUAUGUUUUCUCCUUUGCCGUAUACACCACAGUUUUCCCCCAACCUCUCUCAUCUUGACUCCUUGUCAAAGGGCUUUUAGGGAACUUCAUGUUCUGACAAUUUAACUAAUAAAACAAAAGCAAACCCCAUGCGUGACUCCUGUGUCCUCAGUGGCAUUGCUGGACAGGAGUCCUUCCACAGGGUUGGUCAUGGGUCCAAUCCUGCAAGCUCAAGGGCUUGCUCUCCAGGGCAUGUGCGCUGUGUUUUGACACACUGCUUCCCUAGUUGAUGCUAUUAGCCACAGGGUGAAGGCCAGCUUCUCUUCCCAACUCUGUGUUUGCCUCAGUUCAUUGGAAUUUACCAUCUGGAAAAGUUGUCUCUGCAAAUAUAGAAACACGUUCUCAUUCUGUGAGGAGAAGGAACGGAGGGAGGGCCAGUGAUCUGGCACACCACUGAACUUUCCAUCUGGUGAUUUUUAAAUGUGUGUUUAAAGCAGGAGCUGAUUCUUACUAUCCUGUUGGGAUAACACUUUCCAUUUCGAAGUUUGUGUCAAUAAAGUCAUUAACUUCAAACACA